Messenger RNA from Epinephelus moara (kelp grouper), 6636 nucleotides. It is a transcript of the gene map7d2b, whose product is annotated as MAP7 domain containing 2b. Gene Ontology annotation, biological process: microtubule cytoskeleton organization. NCBI's taxonomy places the organism in Eukaryota, Metazoa, Chordata, Actinopteri, Perciformes, Serranidae. Bases 280 to 2223 code for a protein of 647 amino acids. The record is from RefSeq and is a predicted model, not a curated record. The transcript is spliced from 17 exons. Gene Ontology annotation, cellular component: microtubule cytoskeleton.
CCUUUACAUACUGACACAACAAUGGCAGUUAUAACGAUACUGUUUUAAAUGCGCUUUGUGCAAAAAAAUAAUCGCUACACCAUCUCAGUAGACAUCCGUGCUGGCUCUGAGGCAUAUGGUCCCCCCUCCCCUCUCCGUCUCUCUACCAUCGGCUCCCGACUCCGAGCAUCCGUCGUUUCCCUGAGUCACUGUGUAGCCCCAGCGGUCUCCUGUGUGGGUUUCAGCGGCUCUCUGGCUCCUGUCAGGUCCUUCUGAUGAAAAUAGUCGACGACGUUUGAAAUGACUGAAGUGGCUCCAGGCUACCCCGACAUGACAGCGCUGGCCCCUCCUCCUGCACCACUGAUCACCAGUAGGAAUGCAUCUCCUGCUCGAUCACCAUCCAAACCCAGCAGCCCUUCAGGCUCCCGGCUGCAUUUAGCAAAAGAGCAACGGGAGGAUGGAGAGAAGACACAAGAGAUUUCAGAAUUGCUGCGUGAUAAGGAGCGUCGUGUGCAGCAGCAACUGGAUCGCAGCGCCGAGGAGCGAGGGAGGAAAUUGGAGCAGCAGAGGAAGAAGGAGCGCCAGCGCCAGGCGGCAGCUGUGGAGAAAAGAAGGCAGCAGCAAGAGGCAGAGAAGGAGAGGCUGGAGGCCCUGGUCCGCCGGAGAGCAGGAGGUGCCGAGAGACGAGGAGGAGGUGUUGGAAAUGGAGGGGGGGAGGCUCGGGACCACCUGGAUAACAGGCCUAAACGCUGGACAUGGGGAGGACCGCCUGAUGGAGUGGAGGGUAACCCUAAGACCCCGCCCUGCAAUGCCAUUGGCUCUGCUCAGCCCAAUGAGCUUCCUGCUGCUUCCAGCACCAGCCAAUCCCGUAACGUCGGUGACUUCCUGUCUCCACCCGGGAUGGAUCAACCAAUCAACAAACAGCUCUCCAACUCUUCAGCUGCCCUGCAUUCACCAGAGAGAGCUUCCCCCAACCAACACAGACCGUAUAGAAGUUCCUCCAACCGCAGGAGCAUCGCUGGACUCCCUGAAGAGACGUCUAGAGCCAAAACACCCACGGGAGACACUCCAAACACACCGGCCCGCAGUUCUUCCUUCAGGGCCAACAGCAAGGGCCCUGCCACACCGAAACGGGUGAGGUCAAACAGGAGCCGCGCCCAGUCGCCCUGCUCCCCUGGCCAGUACCCCCCCUCCCCACUCCGGCAAAGGGCCACCACCCCCGGCACCGACGAUAGGGGUCACUCUGAGGUCAAAGGGCACAGCACCCUGGAGAGAAAAUCUACCAAAUCUGAGACCUUGGAGAGGAAGAUUCCCAAAUCCACCAGCAAAGAACUCAAUGCAGAGUCUCCGGGCACGCCCACAGGCAGGAGUGUUGGUGGAACGACGGAUGCUGAGGAAGCGUCCAGACUACUGGCAGAGAGACGACGUCUGGCCCGAAUACAGAAGGAGCAGGAGGAGAAACAGCGUCAGGAGGAGGAGAGGCAGAGGGCUGAGGAGGAGCAGAGGAGGCAGCAGGAGUUGAGAGAGAGGCAGGAGAGAGCCGCUCAGCAGGCCGAGGAGGAGAGACUGAGGCGGGAGGAGGAAAGAAGGAACAGAGAGGACGAGGAAAGACGGCAGAAGGAGCAGAGAUGGAAGGACAUGCAGGAUCAGCUGGACAGAGAGAGGGAGGAGGCCUUCCUGCGAGCCCAGAAGGAGGCAGAGAGGAAGAGGCAGGAGAGAGAGCUGCUGCACAUCCAGGAGGAGCAGGAGAGACUGCAGAGGAAGAAGAGGAUUGAGGAGAUCAUGAAGAGAACACGGAAGAGUGAAGUGGAGCAUCUGCCUGGUGCUGCAGCGUCUGACAUGAGGCCAGAAGUUGCAAUCCCGUCGGAGGAGGACACCCCGACUCCAGCUGAAGCCCCUGUCAUCAUGCUUGGACCCCUGGAGAAUAAGAGCUGUGUGGAUGAGCUGUCUGAUGGAGUCCAAUCCAUGGACGUCAGUUCUCCAUCUGUCUCCAUCAGUCCAGUGUCCAGGGACGAGCAGCCUAGCGCUCAUGAGUUUUCCCCUCUCACUGAAGAGCAUGUGAUGGACCUUGAUGCCCAGCGAGGACAGCGACAGGGCGCGGAAUCGCCCCCCUACCCCAAACUGCAGGCUGGCAGUGGAGUCGGAGACCUCAACAAGAACUUGUUGAUUCAAGCCUACAGCGCCGCCUCUGAAUCCUCCCAGCUCAUCCACAGUGUUGGCCCAAGCAAACUGGACGUUCAGUAGCCAGGACCUUCUCAGGAGCUGGUAGAAACAGGAGGAACAGACCAAGAAACCGUCACCUCUGUCUGCAACAACAACAACAAUCAUCUCCACAAGGAACAAAUGCUGAACAACUAAUUUCACAUCUGUAUAACAGUAAAGCUUCUGGCCACUUUUGAGGCAGUGCACAUGGGCAAUUUUGACUCUCACAAACAGAACACAGUUUGACAAAAUCAUGCAGAUAAUGUGAAGUAUGUUAAUGACAUGGUUAUGUGACAGAGUAGGAAGUGGGAUCAGCAUUGUUGCAUGUCAUGAAAAAGUUUAGGGAAGUGAAACGACUGUAAACUAAGGAAACUACAGCAGUGUUGGGAAAGUUACUUUCAAAAUGUAAUACAAUACAUAUUACUAGUUACCUUCAUUUGAAAAUAAUUAGUUACAUUACGAUGUCUCUUUUUCUGAAAAAUAAUGCGUUACUUAUAACACUACUUUUGCGUUACUUUCACCAAAGACUGGGCAUUAUAAAGUGGAAGGCGGUCAUGUUGUUUAACAGCAGCAGAUCAAAGCAAAGAAAGCUCAACUGUAUUGCGGGUCAUUAAUGUACAAAGCCAGUAGGUGAUAUUGUACAGCCAAAUGAAGGCUCUUCUCCAGCGCGCAGAUCUGGCCCAUUCAUGCAAUCACAUGCAGUGGUUACCUUUUUUAAAAAAAAAUUAAAAUCACCUUUACAUAAACAAAAAGUUAAAAUUAAUCAAAAUCACAUUUAUUAAAAUCAUCCUCUUAUAUUAACACAGGGAGGGGCAGGCAGCAGAUCAAAGUCUGAUAAAUUAUGAGAUGGGGAUACCUGUUUGUGGGCCUACUAUAUGAAACACAAUAAACAAGUACUGAGGUUAGCACAGCAACCAGAUUGCCUCGCGACUCAGUCACUAUGAUGACCAAAAAUUAAUACACCGGAGCUGGAAGACACACCUGCCCGUUCCCGAUGUGUUGGUCAGCUACAACAGCACUGGAGAGAGCUGAACGGGACGGUGUGUCAGCAUGGCUCCAGGAUGUGAAUGGAAAAACAUCCAACAUGCUAAAGGACAAUUGACGGCAUCACCCAGAUGUGUUGAUCACUUGGAUGAGGAAAAACAACAGAGCCUGUCUUCUUAUCCCUGCUGCUUUCAAGCAGCCUUUAGAUGCAAACCAGAAUGGGAUACUUAGUAGACGUUACAGAUAUGUGAACACACAGGACGGCAUCACCCAGAUGUGCUGGUCACUGGCACCCUUCUAUUGCCUAAUGUCACCUGUCAUGACAGGACAAGACACAAAAACCUUUCGGGGAUAUUUUUACUGGUGACACACUGGCAGAGUCGGCACGGUGUGGAUGAAUAAAAAAAUUUAAACAACAAACACUUAAUUUCAGGUGGUAACGCCUUAUGUGACGUAGAUGUAAUUGUAUUACCCAAAAACCUGUUGGUAACAGUUACUGACAACAAAAAUUUUGUUCAUGUUAUAAAACUUACUGUAAAGGCAUGAGCUGAGGAUUCAAGCUCAGUGGCAGCCGGAAUCUGCACACUUCACUUUUCAUUUACAUAUUUUUUGCAUUUAAUUAUCUCACAAAGCUCCCUGACAUUGCACUUAAUCUUUUCAUGACUUUUUUUUUUACUUCUGUACCUGUGGGAGCCAGUAUUGCCUAGAUGCACUGCCACAAAAUAUCACUCGAGUUAUCACCUGCUUUAAUAUCUCAUCCCUGCUUUUGUAAAACUUUGUAAAUAGAUCCGACUGGGUGGAGGAGUCAGGGAGCGUCUCUGUAGCAGUUAAUCUGGAGGGGAAGCUGUAAAAACAGACACUAUUGUGUGAAUCCUGUGUAGCAUCUUCAGUGAGGACUAGCUAGUUGAGCUGUUAAUGGUUGUAGCUGUACUUGAACAGUGUGUGGGAGCUUCUCUCUGUCUGUCAGUGUUUCUGAUGGUUCCUGUGUGUUUAUCUCUUCUGCUGACAGCGACUCCUACUUCUAUAAAAAACCCAGACUGCUGUAGAUUUCCUGUCACCCUGACGCUGGAGAAAAAAAACCCCAUCAAUGACUGAUAUUAUAACCCCACUGCUGACCCAUAACACUUAGCCUGUCGCUUUGAUUUUUCUGCUGCUUGUCACUUGAUCGCUGGACAUUUUGUGGACGACCCACAGAGAGGACAUGAAGAAAACCUUGGAGGGGAACUAAAAAAUUAUGUCAAAUGUCCUGUAUUUUUAUCUGCAGGUUGGGAAAAUAUUCACACAGUGUGUUGUGUAUUUGUCUGGCACUGACUGUAACCACGCUAGCUGCAAUUUAUAGUGUGCACUUACAGUAGUUAUGUGUUUCACUGCUCUAACGAUGCUGGUAUCUCCACCUCAGCUCAUUCCCCCCAACUAAAAUAUACCUCACCAAUUCAGAACAGAGUCUGGGGUUAGACAGCGGUCACCACCUCGCAGCUCAUCACCUCUGAGGCCUUAAACCUCUGUGCAGUCAAAACAACCCUUCCACUGUGCUUCGCCCUCAGGCUGUUUCAUCCAGCAUGUGCACUUUUGUUGUUUAAAGGCCCUUUUCGACAGAAAGACCCUGGAAGUACAGAAACAAGAACAAAAAAUAUCCCCUGAGCAAGUCUGUGUUUGAUUUUAAGCUGCACCUGAUCAGACAGAUCACAAGGAAGUGAGGGGAAAAUGGCAAUUAUGUGAAAGCAACAUUGGAUUACCAGCAGGGCAAAGCAUGCCACUACACCACAGACUGGCAGGGCCACAGACUCUCUGGGGCCCCAAAAGCCCCAGGUUUACUGUGUGGAUGAACAAGGCCAUAGGCAGGAUUGUAGAAAAACUGAGGUAAUAGAUCCAAACUCCCCUAGCAGAGCCCCACCCACCUAAAAAAAAAAAUCACCAACCAGACUCACUGUAUUUAUUCAAUAGUAUUUAAGGAAAAUCAUGUUCUAUUUGUUCAGUUAUAUUAUUUUUGUAGAUUCCAUCUCCCACCAUUGCGGCCUGGUAUCAGGCAUGUCAUUCUGGUUAAGAAUACUAAUUAAUUGAUGUAUGUUAUUUUAUCUGUUUAUUUGACCAGCCACCAACCAAACUUAUGAGUAUGUAAGGAAAAUCACAGUCUAUUUCAUCUAUUUAAAUAUUCUGUUUUAUGUAUUUUUUCUCCUUUUUAUCUCCUCACAUUAUGAUUCAGUACCAGGUAUAAUACUGUGAUGGAGAAUCUUACAUUAUUUUAGUUUUUCAAAUGUAAUUAGUUUGCCUUAAAAUCAUAGAAGAAUAUUAGAAUCUGCUUAUAAAACCCUCCACAAAAUGUGUGGAUGUAAUACAGAUUGGAAAAUCACAUUCUAUUUAUACAGCUGUUCAAUUACAAUAUGGUCUGGUGCAAGAUAUAUCAUUUUAGUAAAAAAAAAAAAAAAAUCUGCAUUUCAUUAAUUUCUUAUAUAGUUUAUGUGAUUGAUCUCCAUCAAAACAGUCAAAAAUAUUUGAAUCAGCCUUAAAAAACACAAACUACAACUUAUCUUUAAUGUAUUCUCUGUCAUGUCAUUAUAAACCUUCCAAUGUUUUAGAAAUAAGACUGAGAACAUGACCUCAGUGUCCAAUGACAACACCUUUAUUUACAGUUAUAUUGUGCUCAAUUAAUGUAUAUUCUUAUAUAAAUCUGUUUAACUUGUUAACUUUAAGGUGACAAGUUAGCUGGUGGUAGUGGUGUUGGUGUGGAGUCUCAGCAGGGGCCCACAGCACAUUUUUGCCCCUGCAGGUUAAUGCAACUAUGGCUGACAGUAUGAACUGAGUCACAGGGACUUUUGGGGAUGUAAGAACAGAUUGAAAUGAAUCAAAUUUGAAUCCAGGUGCAAAGAGAGCUCUUCAAAAACCUUCUUGUUGUGGAAACGCAGCUCUCCUGCUCCUCCAAGGUGCCACACUGAGGGGAAAAACUGUUUCCCCGUCACUGCUGCAACCUUCAUUUUAUGUUUUCACUCUCCUGCUGGCGUCCCUCUCUCCAUGUUAGCUCAUUAUUCCUCCAGAUUCUGCUGAAGCUCAUCGUAAGAGGGUCUCCAGGGUCCCCUUGUAUAUGAAGUAAAAAUAAAGGACAUAAUGUUUAUCCUAAUAUUACUUAACUCUGUGACACUGCAGCUUGGUGGAAUAUAUCAUUGUAGAUGUGGUGCAUGGAUAACUGCUGAAAAAGAACAAUAAACUUCAUCAAGCCAUUUGUGUCAGUGAGCUGGAUAAAUAAAUGCAUAAUAAUGGCAAACAGACAAUUUGGGUUGAGGAUAUGAAAUGAAGAGUACUGUUAAAGAUUUCAAAGCUGUACAAGAUGUUAAAUCACUGACAUUCAUACCAAGUGACUGAUGAACUGACAAAUGUAGUGUAGGGCUUAAUGCAGCCACUUUUAUUUAUCAUUAUAUAUCACUGUGUGUUGACUUUAUGCUGCACUGAAAUUAAAACUGACCUGCAAAAGUUGAA